UUCUCUCCAGAUUUCUGAGUCCCCUGAAUAUGUUCAUUGGUGGCACUGUGGUGGUGCUGGUCUUCAUGGGGUUUGUGUGGGUAUCGCACAACAAGGAUAUACUCCGCAGGCUGAAGAAGCAGUACCCAACCACAUUUGUAGUGGUCAUCAUGCUGUCUAGCUACUUCUUGAUCUCCUAUCUGGGAGAUGUCAUGGUGUUCAUGUUCGGGAUCACACUUCCUCUCCUCUUGAUGUUUGUCCACGCUUCUCUAAGGCUCCGGAACAUAAAGAACAAGCUGGAGAACAAGAUGGAAGGAAUAGGCUUGAAGAAGACCCCGAUGGGCAUCAUACUGGAUGCUCUAGAACAGCAAGAGGAUAGUAUCAACAAACUGGCUGACUACAUAUCUAAAGCGAAGGAGUAAGCAGCUGCAACACAGCAUUUUUACCUGUUGCAGGAGUGUAGUUGCUAUUUACUAUUGUUCAAGCUUGCUUGCAGUUUGUGUACAAAACAGGAAAUGCACAUGGUACAGAUUAAUAAUUGCAAGAUACAGGUAUCCCAAGGUCUUCAGGGCUCUUCUAAGAACAUACGAGCUGCAACUUUUUUUUCUAUUGUAUCGCAAAAUGUUCUGGUGUUUACACAAAUACAUACUAACUUAAAUGUGUUUGCUUGUCUUUUCUUCUGGGGGAUAGAGGAGGAAGAGAUGGAAACCAAUGGAAUGCAGUCUCUCAAACCGUCCUGCAGCAAAUUUGUCUGUUAGUAUUGAGUAACACCCCUUUCAUCUCAGUUCUACAUGGUGGCAGUUAGCCGGUUUAUGCCGAGUAGCACCUUCAGGCUGGCAAUGUUCAAGGUGAGCUGGAAUGUAUCAGAAGUAGGUAUCUCUUGCAUCCUCCAGAUCUCUCACUUGAGUGGUCUGUAU
This is a messenger RNA of Antrostomus carolinensis (chuck-will's-widow), 896 nucleotides long. RefSeq names its product ARF like GTPase 6 interacting protein 5 (gene ARL6IP5). The transcript has 2 exons. Gene Ontology annotation, cellular component: membrane. NCBI's taxonomy places the organism in Eukaryota, Metazoa, Chordata, Aves, Caprimulgiformes, Caprimulgidae. The coding region runs from base 30 to 401 and encodes 123 amino acids. The record is from RefSeq and is a predicted model, not a curated record. Gene Ontology annotation, biological process: negative regulation of transport.